AUGCAGUCUCAGGGUGAUGGGCCUUCUGGCUCUGCUUUUCCCUUGCCUGGGGUUUCCCCAUCUGGCGGGGAUGACGCCAGUCUAAUGGCAUUGGAGGAAUUCCAAUCACUCCUCAACUCCACCAUGGCUCAAUCCAUUAAUAAGCAGCUCAGCAAUGGGUGUUAUGUCAUCUUCCAUUACACAAUCUAUCACCCAGGCCGUCAGGGUAAUCAGGCCCCAUUAGUUGACAAUUCUAGCAGAACCAGGCCGCAAGGCCUUGUGUAAACUGAAAAAUACUAUCUCCCCUCCAGAUGAACAGGUUCGUCCUGUCCUGAAUGACACAUAUAAGGCUGUCAAUGAUGGCAUGCUACCACCACGCAACAGAGCCCCGUGUCGGGCAAAAUCAGCCAGAUCGUGGAAAAGGGCCUGUGCCCACGAUGAUUCGUCCGAUUUGGACCAGAGCAUGGAUGAGGACUAUGUGGAUCCCUAUGUGGACCACUGUAGUGAUGACGGCACCGACUUUGGCUCGGAUGAGAAACCAGCUGCUUUGGCCCAGGCUAAGGCUCAGGGCUCUGGGCCUUCUGAAGCGAACGAAGACAGCGGUCUCCAGGACCCACAUAAUCUGUGCCACCCUUGUUUAGCUGAGUCUCAAGAAGCCACCGGAUCUGGUGGGUAA
Molecule: messenger RNA, 655 nt
Organism: Pelobates cultripes (western spadefoot toad)
Lineage: Eukaryota; Metazoa; Chordata; Amphibia; Anura; Pelobatidae
Source: the annotation of a GenBank genome assembly